Cephus cinctus (wheat stem sawfly) is the source of this 6545-nucleotide messenger RNA. Its product is annotated as ribosomal protein S6 kinase alpha-5. The coding region runs from base 2378 to 5137 and encodes 919 amino acids. Lineage: Eukaryota; Metazoa; Arthropoda; Insecta; Hymenoptera; Cephidae. Gene Ontology annotation, molecular function: protein serine/threonine kinase activity; ATP binding; magnesium ion binding. The transcript has 8 exons. Gene Ontology annotation, biological process: intracellular signal transduction; protein phosphorylation; regulation of DNA-templated transcription. The record is from RefSeq and is a predicted model, not a curated record.
UACCACCGCCUCCGCCGCCGCCGCCGCCACUACUGGCACCGCCACCUCCACCCUCUACCUCCACCUCGUUGGACAACGCACAUGCAGAGACUACUGUCACCCACGUUUUGACAUUUGGGCCCAAACGUUGCGGUAAUCCGGCACUGCGGAGGCCUCGGUGUUUUCCAAAUCAGCUGUUAGCCGAUGGUGGAUGGGCGAACAAGCAGCGUCGGAGUAAGGGGAUAUCCAGUCAGUCGCCAACGAGACUUCGUUCCGUGCGCCACGUAGUAGCUCGUGGUUCGCACAUUAACGAGCCGUUACUCGUCAGGGCGCAAUAUUUAACGAAAAACGUAUUGGAAGGAUUAGUGAGCGUGUCCCGGCGUGCUUCACAAGUGCACAAGGGGUACACGCAAAAGUCUAGUACAAGAGGAGCAGUGAAAGUGUGACGUUUACGACAAUUGAAUUAGUGAAAAAGAGUUCGAGAGGAAGAGAUACGGAACGUGAAUUUUUUGACAACGUGUAUAUAUAUAUGUGUGUGUGUGUGUGUGUGUACAUAUAUACACAUACAUAUAAUACAAGACCGUAUCACGUUGCUCGGGUGGCAGAUCUGCGUGAUCGAGCGACCCCGUGUGCCUUGUACGUAGUACAACGUGUGUUACACUCCGGUGGGAGAAUCCUUGAGAGUAUGCAUGCGCAUAGUAGAUGCACUUACUUAUCGUGAUAUUAAUUCAUUGGCAAGAGAGAGAGAGAGAGACAUCUUCGUCGUAACGCCGUCUGAACACAUGGUCGUUGCCACGAAACAAGAUUUUGCUGGAAAGUUCCAGAAAGCUACUGGAUUUUAAAGGAAGAUUUUACGUAUCGAUAAUCUGAAACAGUUCGGCAGUGAGAUUGCUACGAGACGAUUGCAGGAAUACAAGUUAAAAAUAUAUAUUUGGACCAACUCGAAGAAUUUGAGGCAACAGCUGUGGGUGGUAGAGAAAUUGAAACGGUUUAUGGAAAAGUUGAAGAUUUUAAAAGAUCACUACUAACAGUGACUUUCGUAAUAAGUAGUGACUAUCCCGUGUCUUCUACCUCUGAAACAAUCUGGCAAGUCUGAGCGUAUACUUCUUUAUCGACAUACAAGCAAGAAAAAUUGUAUUCCUUGUCACUGGGAAGACCGGCGAAGUCGUAAUCGCCAUUCUGAAAAUUCCAUUUAAUGGCCUUGUACUUGAAGCUAGUCUAUACGUGCUGGACUUUGUGCGUCGUUAUUGUAGCCAAGAAAAUUUUACAUAGAACGCAAGAACUUACCAAACAGAAUUCUCAGUAUCUAAAUAUACACGAUUAAUACGUAUUGAUCCUUACGUAGUCAAUAUUGAUACUAUAAUCACAGGUUUAAGCUGAAGGAUCAUCGAACAGUACAAAAGCACUGUUUGAAGGUUAAGCGGUUGUUACAUAAAGUCGCUCUAGUCGAGCACGCCAGUCGUGCACGAGACAAAGUAUGUCAGUAGGAUGCGCCUGAAAAAUUGUCUCGAUCGACUUUUCCUUCCUCUUUGACAAAACUGCAGAGCCGUCGCAAGGUUUAACGGAAGGAACGUUGGUAAAGUCGAUACAAUACUUAUAUACAGAGCUUUUGUAAAUGCGUAUCCUGUUAGUUUUAUAGUGGAUCAUUGAUUCCUUUUUUACCGACCGUUCAUACCUAUCAACUGUACAACCUGGAAGCAAGAAGCUAGCUUCCUCGUGUCAAUUACCACGGAUCCGUUUGUCCGACAUACCUUUUACUUACACCUCCUACUGUUUGUGAAAUACUGUGACUCGCAGUCGCAAAACCGUGGCCCAAUAACAAAUUGCGUCAUCUGCUGUAACUUAGGAGCGCAGGCGGACAGCCGUGAAGGAAGCGGGUUGAGCGAGCAAUGCUGUGAAAUCAUUUCGCCGAAGUGUCUCCUUUGCCCCUGAGCUCCUUUCUCGUUGCUGAUACUAUAAGAACGUUACAAUACGGGAACAACGAUAGCUGGGCUACUUGGUGUCUCAGUAGUUUGGCUUUUACAUGCAUGUCAGAGCUCAGGUCACCGAGGAGGAUUUCCUGGAUUCGUAGCAUCGUUACAGCCGCUGCCACGGACAGUUUCGCUGCAACUGAAAAACGGAUUGGACAAUACAGUUGAUAAGUGUUAAAAGAAUCGUUCGACUAAGAGUUGCCACGGAAGAAUAUUCGUCGGUGAUUUUUAAAAAAUUCUUGUUAGUGACUGUCAUUGGAGUUUUACACAUCCCAGAUACAAGAAGAUGAUCCUCAGGAUGUUGUGACGUUCAUUCUUAAUACUUUGUUUUAACUGGAGAUCAUCCGGUUAGUACAAAACGAAAGUGAUUGAUCAGUGAUCUACGUGAAGCGUCAUCCUCAAGAAAUCAUACUCGCAGCUGUGUCACCAUGAAAAAUCCUGAGCACGAGAGUGGCUAUUUCGAGGAUGGCAGCGACGUGGAGAUCAACGUCGACGAGCACCACGUUCUUAACGAACAGAGAAAACGCGGUUCCGGUUCCUAUGGGAUUACAAAAGCUAUAAACGAGUUAGAUGUCAGCGAUUCGCCUGCUUCGCCUGAACCCAUUACGUUGGAAGGAAGAUCCCGAGUCAAUCUGGCGGACAGCGGAGGGCAGAGGGUGGACAUGACCCAUUUUGAUCUGCUCAAAGUUCUGGGAACUGGAGCAUAUGGAAAAGUAUUUCUGGUGCGGAAGAGAACGGGGGCUGAUGCGGGUCGUCUUUAUGCAAUGAAAGUCCUAAAAAAAGCGUCCAUCGUGCAGAAAAAGAAAACGACGGAACACACGAAAACGGAGAGACAAGUUUUGGAAGCUGUUCGGGACAGUCCGUUUUUAGUGACGCUACACUAUGCUUUCCAGACGGAUGCCAAGCUUCACUUAAUAUUAGAUUACGUUAGCGGCGGCGAGCUGUUUACACAUUUGUAUCAACGCGAACAUUUUACGGAGGACGAGGUGCGCAUUUACAUUGGAGAGAUUAUUUUGGCCCUUGAACAUCUUCACAAGUUGGGUAUAAUUUAUCGCGAUAUUAAGCUGGAAAAUAUUCUUUUGGAUCGCGAGGGUCAUAUCGUGCUGACAGAUUUUGGACUCAGCAAAGAGUUUCUGCCGCACGAGAGGGACAACAAUGCACGUGCUUACUCAUUCUGCGGUACCAUCGAGUACAUGGCACCGGAAGUCGUGCGAGGAGGAUCCGCCGGACAUGAUAUCGCUGUGGACUGGUGGAGCGUCGGCGUCCUGACUUACGAACUACUGACAGGCGCCUCGCCUUUCACGGUCGAAGGCGAAAGGAAUACUCAACAAGAGAUAUCGAGAAGAAUCUUAAGGACAGAACCGCCAAUUCCUGGUCACCUGAAUCCGGCUGUACGGAAUUUUAUAACACGACUACUGGUGAAGGAUCCGCGACAGAGAUUAGGCGGUGGUCCACGUGACGCUAAGGAACUUAAGGAACAUCCCUUCUUCAAGAAAGCGCCACCGCCUUUCAGUUGGGAAGCCUUGGAAUCUCGACAAAUCACUCCUCCCUUUGUGCCUCGCAUCGUCCAUGAAUUGGAUACCAGCAAUUUUUCUGAUGAAUUUACGAAAAUGGUAGCGGCAGACAGUCCCGCGGUGGUACCGCCCAACUAUGAUAAAAUCUUUAGGGGUUAUUCGUACGUCGCGCCAUCUAUACUCUUCGGCGAGAAUGUCGUCAGUGAAGAAAUCUUCAGAGACGCAGCCAAAGUCAACCCUGAGGUACAGCGUCCUUCGGCGUCGGACGUCCUGGCGGCGCGUUUCGAAGAAUCAACCUUCUUCCAGCAUUACGACUUGGAUCCACGCGAAGAGGCGUUGGGCGAUGGAAGUUUCUCCGUUUGCCGAAGGUGCCGACACCGUCUGUCGCAUCAGGAGUUCGCCGUGAAGAUCGUUAGUCGAAGAGUAGACUGUGGUAGGGAAGCCAGUCUGUUGCGUGCUUGCCAGGGUCAUCCUAAUAUAGUUAAGUUGAUAGAGGUCCAUCAGGACAGAGCACACACAUAUCUCGUAAUGGAGUUACUUUCCGGCGGCGAAUUGUUACGACGACCAAGGCCAUUUUCUGAGAGUCAAGCCAGUCGCGUGAUGCGGCAGUUAGCCUCGGCCGUUCGUUUCAUGCAUUCACGCGGUGUCGUCCAUCGGGAUCUUAAGCCAGAAAACUUAGUCUUCGCGCACAGUGGUGAGGACUCGUGCAUAAAAAUCGUAGACUUUGGAUUUGCGCGAUUAAAGCGAGGACGGGAAUCGCUGCAUACGCCUUGUUUCACACUUCCUUACGCGGCGCCGGAAGUCCUGGCUAGACAGGGUUACGACGAGAGCUGCGACCUCUGGAGUCUCGGAGCAAUUUUGUAUUCCAUGCUAGCCGGAAGUCCACCGUUUCGUACAGGCUCACCCGACCUAGCCUCUCGCAUAAGAGCAGGCGAAAUAGACUUCGAGAGCAAUGCCUGGAGCCACAUCUCAGCAGCCUGUAAAGAAGUAGCCAAGGGACUUCUGUCGGCAGAUCCAAGUAAAAGAUUAACCGCUUCCGCCCUAGCUAAUCACGAGUGGCUAAUAGGAUCAAAUGAAUCUCCCGAUGCAGCCAACAGCGACGUACCAGCCGCCAUCGUGGCAGUCGAGAAGCACGAAGGUUUCCGUUUGCGCGAAGUCGACGGUGCCAAGCUGGCACAAAGACGUAAAUUGCACAAAAGAUCAACCUCCAGUUCAGUAUCUUCUUCCACGUCCACAACGUCUUCGAGUCCCUCGGUUCAAUUGUUACGACCUCCCAGUGCGACCACGACGACCACCACCUCAGCCUCCCCGGCACAGCCGAACGCCUUUGACUUUGGAGAGGACAAGGUUAACGAAUAUCUGAGUUCUCUGUCUUCCUCGUCGGAUUCCAACUCGCCCAGGAUCGUUCACCAGACGGAAAGGGGCGAAGCUGUCGAGGGUCCCAGGUCGAAGAGACGUAAACGCGAGCUAGAGUCCAAGCAAAGCGACAGCAGUAGCGGUCCGGUAACUCGUUCAAGGAAACGUAAACUGGAGCAGAAUGCCAGCGGGUCGGACAGUUCGGUAGAGUCGGCGGAAUCGACGUGCCGUCUCGUUAAGCACGAUCAGGCGAAUGUCCAUCGAAAGCAAAAAACCGGAAAGCGGCCCAAACGCCUUGCCACAAUUAUAGUCGAGUAGAAAACUAAAUUGCAUUCGUUCAGUAAUUAUUCAUUUCGUUUCCUAUGCAUUUUCCGUGACGCGAAUUCAAUAACGCUACCUUCUCUUCUCGGCACUUGCGCGCGCAGAGAGGACGCGGACAUUGCAUCAUUCCUAUCUCGAGUACUUUUCAACGUUGUACAUAGAUACGUUUGAUUUUAUGCUCCUUAAUGGUCUUUUUGCCCCUCGCCAGGUCUGGUUGUAUUUACGAUUUCUAACGAUUUACUCGUGCGCUAUUCAUUUUUAUAAAGGUUCCUGGGCGGAGUGAGGGAAGCGGAUAUGGCUGUUGUAUUAUAGCAUAGAGGCCAGGGCCGUAUCGUUGCAUAUGAGAACCUCUCCAUAUCUCGGCGGUUAACAUUAAUUACAAUAAUAACGAUAAUAGUGAUUUACAUUACUCGUACAGAGUCAAGUGAUCCUCUUUACAUUGCAAUGAGAUGCAAGCGCUUGGGAAAUAAAUCACGGAUUGAUCUUCCCGUCGUUCUACGUUCUUUUUUUUUCUAUUUCUUUUUUUUUUUCGUUCAUUCUCAAUUGGAUCAGCUGUGAUUGGCAAAUUACGUGAAACGGAGUAACGAUUAUCGCAAAUAUUGUAUACGUGCCUCGGAAACGAUAUUUAAGGAUGAUAAUGUCACACGCGGUUGUAAGUGUGCACAGGGAAGGAAUGAGAGAACGAUGCGACUGAUGCGACUGAGGAAAGUGGGUCUGAACGGAUAAUAAUAUUUAUUCUUAAAUACUUUUCUCUUAUCGUCUGCUAAGGGUAACACGACACUAUCGUAGCAUAAUGAGAGAAUUUCGAAUGAGAAAAUUAUAGUGCGAUUUCAAUACGAUUCUAUAGCGAGAUGCUUAUUCAACUCGGUUGAAUAAAUCGUUAAACAAUGCACGAACGACUGAGGUAUUGAGUCCCUAGUGAAGAUUGAGUGAGAUAGAGAGAGAGAUAGAUAGAGAGAAAGAGAGAUUACUCGCUCGCCCUAUUUUCUUGCGUAAUGGUUACCUAAAUUAAAUUCAAUACCGAGUCACAGAAUUUUACGAACUCAACGUUCCUUCCUCACGUUUAAGCCGCUUCGCACGUUUAUCUAAUUCGCACGAUUUAAUAUCCCAACAUUCAAUCCGAAUAAUGAAUUUAUGUGCCUCUGCGUUCCCUCGUUUUACCUGACGCGCGGUGACGAUUGUGAACAAGUGUAUUAGGAAAAGAAAAAAAAAAGAAAAAAAAAUGGCAAAGACUGAAAAGGUUGUAUUACCAACUCAGGGAACAGAUAUGCUUACAAGAGACGUCUUUACGAUAUCUAUAUGAGAUAAGCGUCCACGAACGCCGUACGCACACCUCUACCAAAGACGACUGAAGCAAUGCUGCGCCGUAAGACCAAAAAAAGAAGUUAAUAAAAAAAAAAAGAAA